This is a messenger RNA of Drosophila mauritiana, 617 nucleotides long. Its product is annotated as ATPase inhibitor A, mitochondrial. Lineage: Eukaryota; Metazoa; Arthropoda; Insecta; Diptera; Drosophilidae. The transcript is spliced from 4 exons. Gene Ontology annotation, biological process: negative regulation of ATP-dependent activity. Gene Ontology annotation, cellular component: mitochondrion. The record is from RefSeq and is a predicted model, not a curated record. The coding region runs from base 106 to 429 and encodes 107 amino acids. Gene Ontology annotation, molecular function: ATPase inhibitor activity.
GCGCUCGCUCUGCCGCGAAGGUAUUAUUUAAGGGUGCGUCUACGGUCACUCUGCAGAAUACUUUUGUCGUCGCAAAAAAACUAAACUACCCAAGAAUCAAACAGAAUGUUCGUUGUACGUCGUAGCGCAUCUCGCCUGUACCCCGCUGGAGUCCAGCUGGCCAAGAUGAGCGGCAGCCAGGUGGGCGACCUGGGCAGUGGCGCCGGCAAGGGAGGCGGCGGCGGUGGUUCCAUCCGCGAGGCCGGAGGGGCCUUCGGCAAGCUGGAGGCUGCCCGCGAGGAGGAGUACUUCUACAAGAAGCAAAGGGAGCAGCUGGAUCGCCUCAAGAACGACCAGAUCCACCAGGCUGAGUUCCACCACCAGCAGAUCAAGGAGCACGAGGAGGCCAUCCAGCGCCACAAGGAGUUCCUCGAGAACCUGCACAAGUGAGCGGUGAUCCAUUCACCGGCAGAAGGCGACCGCACGGACGGAUGAACUCGAGACAUUUACUAAAAUGCAUUUCACUCUCUUUUGUAUGUUCCCAAGUGCUCACUACUCCCUACCAGUAACCCAAAAAUGAUAUGUGUAUUUGAAAAGUGCGUAAUAAACCAUCCAUAUUUUGAAUGCUUUAAUCAGAA